Spodoptera frugiperda (fall armyworm) is the source of this 1035-nucleotide messenger RNA. RefSeq lists its product as uncharacterized. Lineage: Eukaryota; Metazoa; Arthropoda; Insecta; Lepidoptera; Noctuidae. Gene Ontology annotation, molecular function: DNA binding. The record is from RefSeq and is a predicted model, not a curated record. The coding region runs from base 105 to 530 and encodes 141 amino acids. Gene Ontology annotation, cellular component: nucleus. Gene Ontology annotation, biological process: DNA replication; DNA recombination; DNA repair. The transcript has a single exon.
GUCAAAACUGUUUGAAACAAGUUUGUUCCUGUUGAAUUUCGUUCUGUGUGCUUUACUUUUGAACUUAUUAUUCCAAUUUAAUUAAACUAUAACAUUAUAACACAAUGGCAGACCACGACGAUUUUGAAGAUAGCCAAUAUCCAGACAACGACGAGUUUGUGCCAUAUGUGACGGCCGGUAACCUGGGAAAAAAUGGCGCGAAAGUCACGCUGUGGGGCAAAGUGACGAAAGUAACUGCUAGUGAAGGAUUCUAUGUGAAAACCGUAGAUGAUCAGGAGGUCCUUAUCAAAUUAAAGCAUCCUUUGAAUGAGCCGCUAGAAGGCUGGUACGAGAUAUAUGGCGUAGUUCAUGGGAAGGCGGUGAUGUGUGAUGAAUAUAUUCCAUUCCACGAAGAAAUGACGAAGAACAUCGACCUCGAGGGCCACAAAGCGCUGGCGAGGUUGUUAGUGGCCAUAGACGAACCUUGGAAGUUGGGAGAUGAAGAAACUUCCGUAAAAAGUUCCAUGUCAGGAGUUGUACCAAUGGAAUGAAACUACCGGCUGUUGAUAAGAGUUUUAUUUCAAGUGUCCUCUAUUGAGUGAUAAUUUAUAAGGAAACAUUUGAUUUGUAUUUGUAACAGUGUUGUAUUAUACACAUUCCACAGUUCUUAUUCUAAUACAUAGUCAGAUUGUGAAAGUAAAUUAAAUGGAUCCAGCUGAAUUCUCCGUCUGAUCUAAAUAAAUUAUAACUGAAAUAAAUAUGUUUAAUCAUUGUGAAUUCAAUCAGUAUGUAGAUAUUUGUGUACUGUUGAUUAUACAUUUGAAUAAGGAAGGAACCCAUGGUAUUUAAUUAAAGUUACUUUUAACUUACUUUCUUAGUAUAUGAAAAUCUACAUCGCUGUCAUCCAAAUACUAUAAAUUUUAAUUCAGUAAAGAUUGUAAAAUCAUUCAAAUUGUUAUGUGAUUGUUUGUAUCCACUGGUUUAAUAUAAGUUUUUGCCAAUUGAAUUGGUAUAUUGUAUAUAGUACAUUUUCUAAUAUAAGGUAUUUUUUCAUAA